AUGCCUGGAUCAGCUUCGACGUUUAGCUCAAUGGCAUCGCCUGCCCCUCCGCCUCCUCCACCCCCGCCCAUGUCGGGCGCGUUUUCGCCUGCGAGCAAAGGUGGAUCACUUCCCAAUUCGACUCGGUCGUCCGUCCAGAAUGGACACUCGAGUAUGCAGUCGGUUCUUGCUGGUAGAAAGGAUGUACCCCUCACGGCCAAUACGCGGAUGAAGCAGCUCCAGUGGGACAAAGUUCCACAGCAAAAUGUCGGGAAAACGCUGUGGAAGGAAGAGGAAGCUGGCAAGGAGCAAGAAUGGGUCCAAAAGCUGCUCAAUGAUGGUGUAUGGAAGGAGAUGGAAGAAGAUUUCAAGGCCAAGCAACUUGUCAUCAAUCUCAUGGCGAAACAAAAGAGAGCAGAGCUCAAGAGCGUGCUCGACCCUCAGACGAAGAAGCGAGUCGAAAUCAUCAUUCAACGAGUCAAGAGACUAUCACCAGAGGAGAUUGCUCACCAGCUCCUGCUGAUGGCACCAGACUUGUGCACCGAAAAUUUCCUCAGCGAGCUCAAACCUGUUCUCCCGUCACCGGAGCAGAUUGGCAAGUUAAAUGUGUACCGCAACGCAGAUCCGGAAGAAUUGGCAGGACUCCAUCCGUCGGAUCGUCUCAUGGUUCAGCUCAUCAAAAUCGACCGACUCGGUCCAAGGUUACAAGGAAUGUUGUUCCGGUGCAGAUUCGAUGAACAGAUGACUCUCUGGGAAGAAAAUGCAAGAAAGCUUUCAGAAGCCGGAGACGCUCUCUUGCAUGCGGCCAAAUUCAAAGAGUUGAUGAGUUUGAUCCUACUUAUCGGCAACUACAUGAACGGUACAGGUAUCAAAGGUGGCGCGUACGGUUUCAAGGUUAGCAGUAUCAACAAGCUCGUCGAUACAAAGUCUGUGCACAAUACGACAUUGCUCCAUUUCCUUGAACGGACUGUCUCCCAUCACUUCCCGGAGAUGGAGGGUUUCCUCGAAGAGCUGGCCAAGCCUGCUGAUGCCUGCAGAAUCAAUCUGCUCGAUAUGCGCAAAGGAGUAUCGGAGAUUCGAGAGGGUCUCAAGGUGCUACGAACAGAACUUCAAGACCAUUUUGCCGACGUCGACGGCUCAAAUCCAGGCGAUCUCUUUGGCAAGAAGAUGUGGCGCUUUGUCGGGGAAGCCAAGGAUCGUUUAGACGACUUGACGGACGAGGUAACGCUUGCCGACUCGACAUUUGGCGAAGUCGUCCGGUACUACGGAGAAGAUGAGAAGAACAUGACCUCGAUCGAAUUCUUUGGCAUCUUCAAGACUUUUGUUACCUCAUACCAGAAAUGCAAGUUUGAAAACCAGAGCGCCGCCGAAGAACGCGCUGCAGCAGACAGACGGCGACAACAAGCCGAGGAGGUCAAGGCUGCAAAGGCCAAGGCGGAAAUGACUCUGGAGGAAGACAGCACGAUGCUCGACUCGCUAUUGGAAAAGCUGCGCGAAGGCGAGAGUGUCAAAGGCCGAGCACGGAAGCGACCCGCAAAAGACCGCGCGAUGCGGCCACCGCCAACCCCGCUCGCAAUGCUACACGAGCGAAAUGGCGAGGGAGGUGGGGAUGCAGGUGACCUUGCUCGAGGGAUGCUUGCCGCGCUCAAGUCGGAUGGAUUUGGCUUUGGCGCAACGGACACGAUUGUUCCGAUUCCGAUGCCCAUGUCGCCCACACGACGACGUCCGAGGAUACGCAAUGAUCCGCUACUUGCAGAAGAAUUAGAAGGGCUGAGCCCAUCACUCAUCGAGACACUUGCCAAUGAUGAUUCGGAAGGAAACCCCUUGUCGCCACUCUCUCCAAAGGACCAGCAGCCGAAAUCGGAAGAGGAAGGGCUAAAGGAAACGUGA
Serendipita indica DSM 11827 is the source of this 1869-nucleotide messenger RNA. NCBI's taxonomy places the organism in Eukaryota, Fungi, Basidiomycota, Agaricomycetes, Sebacinales, Serendipitaceae. The record is from the annotation of a GenBank genome assembly.